Molecule: messenger RNA, 6826 nt
Organism: Syngnathoides biaculeatus (alligator pipefish)
Lineage: Eukaryota; Metazoa; Chordata; Actinopteri; Syngnathiformes; Syngnathidae
Exons: 21
Coding region: 3702-6587 (961 amino acids)
Biological process (GO): extracellular matrix organization; proteolysis; collagen catabolic process
Cellular component (GO): extracellular matrix
Molecular function (GO): metalloendopeptidase activity; zinc ion binding
Source: RefSeq, a predicted model, not a curated record
CGUUACUUUAUGUGAGCCCAGAGUGCCUCACAGUUAACCCUGACUAGAAACAAGAGCUAUGUCCAAACUGUGCUUCCGUGCCAAGUUUUAAAGAGUAGAAAAAGACCAUAGUGGGAUGUAGCUGCUACUCUCUUGGGAAUAUUGUUCAAAGACUUCAUAGAUGUUUCUUGUUAGUUGAGAUCCCAAUUUCAGUCAAUCAUCAGAUUAUUGUUAAAUUUGCCAUCAAAAUCUGAAAUAAUUAGCCAAUACUUGACACGAAGACAUCCAAAACUACUCAAGGCUGACACUGAAACUAUAACUACAACUAACAAGGUCCAGGCGCUGGGCAUGACACAAAAGGGCAAUCUGACAAGGCAGAGAAAAAGGGUGUGAUUGGCUUACUCAACUUACAACAUACACAAUGAAGAAACAAACCACAGAUUAGUCAGAGGCAAAGCAAAACAUCAUAAUCAAAAAGCACAAUAAGGCUGAGUGAAAACAACGAAUGUAAAUAAACUCUGUCUGAAAAGGGAUGAAACUAAAAAAAAAAAAAACCUGACCAAAUACAAACUUGAUCUUUAGGCCCCGGUGAAACUGAUAACAGGAACAAUGUAGAUGGUGAGCAACCCUCCAGAAUUUUGACCAGCGGAAUGAAAAAAUAUUUUCUUAGGAUUCAGAUGAUAACACUGUGUUCUGCUAACAAUUGGGCCAGUCAGUACUGACAAAGCAUCAUGUUGUCUGGUUUUUGAACCAGCGUGAUAAGAAGUGAUCGCUUUAAUUGGGAAGAAUAUUUGCUCACUUGUAUCCAUCAUGUCUGAAGUGGGAAAUACACAUUGUAAAUUAUGCUGUAUAUUUUUAAGAGGAAGUCAACACCAUUUUUCUUUCAAGAACAUUCUUGUAUGUGGGGUGGUAUGGUGGCGCAGAUGUAUAGUGUCGGCGUCAUAGUUCUGAGGGCCGGGUUCAAAUCCUGGGCGCACCUGUAUCCAGUUUGCAUGUUCACCCCGUGCCUCAACCAUGAAAAGAUAGAUUAAGGGUUAAGGAAGAAGCAGGGUGUUAAAGAAAGAGGAUGCUGGUGAAAAUUAAAAGGGAAAGUGUGGAUAUUUGCAAACAAGAUCCCGGCUUCAUUCAUUUGAACACACAUUCUGGUUACACUGUUUGCUAUUUCAUGCGCAGGUACACAAUACCUUAUGAAUAUUGGUUAGUAUAUAUGUAAAACAACAUUUGAUGCCUUACAUGCGUAUUAUGUGGGUUGAGCCAAGGCAAUGCGGUGCGGCGUGGCUCGCAAACCCACAAAUGUAUUUUCGCUAUAGGGUAAAGCUUCUGUGCAAUUUGAUUGAAUGUUAUCUGGAAUGCAAAGAUACCGUAAACCGGAGAUUAUAAUUUUGAAUUGGGUCAAAACCAGUGGACGACUAAUUGACCGCUCAAAGAAACAGUUGCCAAACCACGCACACUGCGCCCUAGUUCAAAGAGCGAGUUUGGCAGCGGUUCUUGGUGUGUCACAAUAACCACCUAAUCCUAACCUUAACUCAUGCCUUAAAUGCCUAACCCCAACUCUAGUCCUAAUCCUAACCAUAAUAAAGGUCUUUGGCUAUUUUUUUUUUCAAGUGUAUUUGUGCUGGGUGGCACGGUAGGCAACUGGUCACUACAUUGCAUCACAGUUCUGAGGACCGCGGUUCAAAUCCGUGUGGAGUUUGCAGGUUCUCUCAUGCCUGCAUGGGUUUUCUUCGGGUAAUCUGGUUUCCUCCAACUUCCCCAAACCAUGUGUGAUAGAGUGAUUGAAGACGCUAAAUUCCCCAUAGGUGCAAAUGGUUGUUUGUUCAUUUGUGCCCUGGAAUUAGCUAGUGAACAGUUCAGAGUGUACCCCGCCUCUCUCGAUAGGCUGCAGCACGCCUCUGACCCUUGUGAGGAAAAGCAGCACUGAAAAUGGUUGAUUUGAUUACAUUUGGGACGGACAUCUUGUUUCACCUGCAUACCCUUCACGCGACGCAGGAGUCAACCAUGUUGAGGCGGGGGUAGGUCUUCCCGAGAAAGGGUGUAGGAUUUUUAAGAACAUCUGUGAAAUGGGACAUUGCAUUACCAGGUUGUCUCAAUUAUAAUUUGUUUCGUCUUUUGUACAAUAAUUUCCGUUUUUAGUUAAAUAAUACAUUUGUUUUCUGUAAUGUAAAAGUGGUUCAUUUUCUGCCCAUUCCUUUGCUCAAAUGUAAAAGUGUUUCACAAAUUGCUGCAUUUUUUUGCACUUCCAGGCCACCAUACUGCAAUGAUCAGAAUGCCGUCUGUAGACUAGUAGGGGCACAAUAAACAUACUUUUGAAACAAAAACUGUUCACUUCCUCUUAAAAUGUGAGUAACCCCACAGACGAUGAGAAGAAAAAUUGUUCAUUUCUCUGAUAAUGUGUGGCGUGAUAUCCUUGAGCUGACAAGAACGGACACCACAUAUGAUGAUAUAUACGCUCUACCAACAGUACCGCCCAGCCAGCAGUGACCAAUACAGUAUUACAGUGUUGGUGCUUGCGUCCUCUGGUGGUAUGAUGAUAUGCAAAGCCACGGAGACAUACAGACAAGUCUUCAUAUACAUUUGGAAUUUGGAAUGGGGAUCACAAACCACAUUCAAUGUGGAGCCCAGAUAUUUACAGAGCGCAUACGUAUUUAAAUAUCAAUGUAUGCAUUUGCCAAUCUAUCGAAACACCUAUGAAUGUACAUAUUUGUAGAUUUAGUUUGCAGAUUUUUGUCAAUCUGGUUCCGGACAGAAUUUUUUUUUUUUUUUUUUUUUGCACAUUUGUGGAGUGCAAUGCAUAUUUGCAAACAUUUUUGAUACAAUAAUGGCGCCAUAGGCAAGUUUUGUGAAAGACGUUGUAUCAGAUAUAUUUUUUUUUUCGAUUGUGCCAAUGCACUUCAUUAAAAAGCGUGAGGGUGAUAAAUGUCCGUAAUCGAGCAGCUCUUUUGUUUGAAGAAUUUGCAUUUCAGCCCACGUCACUAAUAUGGUCUAAUAGGUUUUCAACCAUAUUUGUGUUUUACUUCAUUUCCAGGGAUCAAACUAACUUUGAUCUGGACCAGAGGACCGGACUACAAAUGCGAGUACAACUUUAGCCUCUUUGCAAGUGGACCGAGACCCAUCUCUUCAAGUGGUCUUGGUCCACUUGGGUUUGGUUGUAUUGUAGAUGACAGGAUUGCAUUUAUUCCCACAAGAAUGACAGCAAUCUCAGAUGUUUCACUGAAAGACACACAAAAAAGUCUCAAAGUACUCAAUGCACAUAUCAUUUUACGUGUUUGUCAACCUUCUUAGAAAUAUGUGGCAAGCAACUGGUGGCAUGUGAUCUGAUGGCUACCAUGAACCAUAAAUAGACAUGACAAGACAAUACGUGCCCGGGAAACUUCUUCCUUAUCAGGUAUGGCAGUAGCUUGAGGGCUGAAGAAUAAAAUGACAAACGCGGGUGAUCAGAAAGGAAUCAUUAUUAUAUAUCACAGCAUUAACUAGCAGGGAGCUUGUCGGGACCAUUAUUUCAGAAGCACACAUGUAAGAUUUCAUCUUAUUUUUAUAAUUAUGUGGCUCAUAAGUGUGAAAUUGAGUGUGAAUGAUUGUUUGUUACUAUGUGCCCUGUGAGUGGCUGGCAACCAGUUCAGACUUCACCGCCUUCCGUCCGAAGAUACCUGUGAUGGGCCCCAGCAUGCCAACGACCCUGCACCUUCAGUGCAGGGGGAACACAACACAAUCGCAGAGGAAACAUGAGCUCCUUCACCUUCUGCAUUGUACUGAGCCUGGCGGUUCCAGUUUUCAAUCUUCCACUAUCCGAAAUUACUACCCAAGAUGAAAGCUUGGCAAAGGGCUAUCUGAAAGCGUUCUUCAACCUAACGGAGGAAAGUGGGCCUUCUUCCAGACGUGGGAUCAGUCAGCUCAGCAAGAGGCUGAGUGAAAUGCAGAGAUUCUACGGUUUACAAAUCACAGGAACACUGGAUGAUGAAACAUUGGAGAUGAUGAAGAAGCCCCGCUGCGGUGUUCCAGAUAAUUACCUCGCCCGUUUCUCCACGUUUGGAAAUAACCUCAAAUGGCAGAAAAAUAGACUGACAUACAGGAUAGAAAACUACACACCAGACAUGUCCCGGUCAGAAGUCGAUGACUCUAUUGAAAAAGCCUUGAAUGUUUGGGCCAAAGUUACUCCUCUUAAAUUCACUAAAAUUGACAGUGGUACAGCAGACAUCAUGAUUUCAUUUGGUCGCAUGUCCCACGGCGAUUAUUAUCCCUUCGACGGCCGCGAUGGAACGCUGGCCCAUGCCUUCGCUCCAUCUUCUGGCAUUGGAGGAGAUGCUCAUUUUGACGAGGAUGAGACCUUUACAUUCCGAUCAAAUUCUGGAUACGUCCUUUUCAUGGUAGCAGCUCAUGAGUUUGGUCACUCCCUGGGCUUGACCCAUUCUGAUGACCCCGGUGCCCUCAUGUAUCCCACGUACUCGUAUAGAAAUGCUGACACUUUUGUCCUGCCUCAGGAUGAUGUCAAAGGGAUACAAUCUUUAUAUGGCCCAAACAAAGAUUCUCGGCCAGGACCUCCGCCUCCCACCACUCCAGAUGCUUGUGACUCAACCAUGGUGCUCGAUGCUGUGGCCACCCUCCGAGGAGAGAUGUUCUUCUUCAAGGACAGUUUCUUCUGGCGAAGCUACACUCACAGCACGUCACCCCAGCAGAGUCGCAUUUCAAACUUUUGGCCCAGCGCUCCAGUCAAAAUUGACGGUGCUUACGAGAACCAACAUUCUGACAGAUUCUAUAUCUUUAAAGAUCAGCAAGUGUGGGCUUUCUCUGGCUACAAUCUCGUCCGAGGUUAUCCCCAAAGACUCACUACAUUUGGCUUGCCCAGAAGUGUGAGAAAAAUUGAUGCAGCUUUCUAUGAUGAGGGAACAAGGAAGACCAUUUUUUUUGUUGGCAGGUAUUAUUACAGUUUCGAUGAGUCCAGAAAGAGCGUGGACUACGGAUUCCCCAAACGUAUCGAACAGACCUUUACUGGUCUGAGGGAGGUGACGGCAGCUUUCCAGUACAGAGGAUUUACCUACAUCUACAGUGGACCUUACAUGCUUGAGUAUGACUUGGCGACCGGAAGAUUGUUCCGUGUACUGAGGAACAGAUAUUUCUUGCGUUUCUCUACCUACAACAGGAUAAUCAUCAUGGAAGGUCCUUUAGUUCUCAAAGUAUUGUUGAUAAUGAUGACAAUCUCACUCUGUGGAGCUCCACCGACGAUCCUAACCAGCGAUGAAGAUCUUGCUAAAGCUCAGGAUUACCUUUCUCAAUAUUUCUCUGAAGUGGGGGUCACUACUGGUAGCGAAAUAUGGCGCGGCGGUCUUGAUUCCUUUACAGACACUCUGAAAGUAAUGCAAGAGUUUUAUGGGCUGGAGGCGACGGGACAGUUGGACUCCAACACUAUGGAAGUGAUGUCACAACCUCGAUGUGGUUUCACAGACUUGAAUAGAUUCAAGUAUGCCCACUUUGAUGGGCAACCGAAGUGGAACAAGAAGGUGAUCACAUACAGGAUAACUGAAUAUACCCCAGACUUGCGUCAAAGUCUCGUAGAUGCCACACUUGCCAAGGCCCUACAGGUCUACAGUGAUGUCAUUCCUUUGGAUUUCAAGCAGAUUCAAACUGGGACUGCAGACAUAAUGAUCAAGUUCAAGGCUCGUAAUCAUGAGGAUUUUGCACCGUUUGAUGGAGAAGGUGGGGUCUUGGCUCAUGCCUUUUCCCCUGGUGGGGGCAGAGGAGGUGACACCCAUUUUGAUGAAGAUGAAACCUGGAGUCUUACCUCAUCAGGAACCAACCUGUUUUUGGUAGCAGCCCAUGAGUUUGGACAUGCACUUGGAUUAUCCCACUCAAAACUCCAAUCAGCUCUCAUGUACCCCAACUACAAGUAUGUGAACACAGACGGCUAUGUGCUACCAGACGAUGACCGACGGGGAGUGCAGGCACUAUACGGAGUCAGAUCAUCAACUCGGCCAACAAUAGACCCUGCACCAAAACCUGAACCUGAACCUGAACCAGAGCCUGAACCUGCGCCAGAUCCAGACAGGUGUAGCCGCAAUUUAGUUUUUGAUGCAGCAACUUCCAUACAGGGUUAUCUUUAUUUCUUCAAAGGCAGCCAUUUUUGGAAGAGGAGCACCAACUGGGAUGGCAUCACCAUGAGGACAAUUAAUGCUGUCUGGUCUGGAAUCAACAAAGUUGACGCUGCUUAUGAGUACAAGACCCGCAACGCGGUUGUUUUAUUUGAAGGGGACCACUACUGGCAAGUUAGAAGAAACACUGUCUUACCUGGCUUUCCCAAACCCAUCAGCGACUUUGGCUUGCCUUCAUCCGUCACUAAAAUAGAUGCCGCAGUCCACGUCCCAUUCAUAGGAAGAACCCUGUUUUUUGUAGGGAACAAAUACUGGAGCUACAAUGAAAGGAGGGGCAGAAUGGAUCGUAGGAACCCAAGAAUGAUUCGCACAGAGCUCCCAGGGAUUGGCUACAGAGUUGAUGCUGCGUUUGAGUACAGAGGUUACCUGUAUUUUUCGUAUGGAUCCAGGCAGACGAAAUACAAUUACAUCAGAAGAAGAGCAGUCCGCACGCUGAUAAGCAGUGACUGGAUGGACUGUGACUGAACAGUCGGCUAACUCUCCCAUCUCCAUGAGCAUUGAAUUGCAGUUUUAAUCGUUUGGUUCAGGUCUUUAUUACUCAUCCAGCAGGUCACAAGGGAUUUAGCUUCUUAGAAAAGUAUCACCAGAUGGUAGCUAUCAGCAGCGGCGAAAAAUCACCCAAUUUACAGAACUGGUGUUAUUUCAUCUAUACUAUAACUUUGGAAGUCAGUUACAACAUGUAUGUGAUCAGUUCUUUUUCUUUC